Saccharomyces paradoxus is the source of this 486-nucleotide messenger RNA. It is a transcript of the gene MRPL49, whose product is annotated as mitochondrial 54S ribosomal protein bL21m. Gene Ontology annotation, cellular component: ribosome; mitochondrial large ribosomal subunit. Gene Ontology annotation, molecular function: structural constituent of ribosome. The transcript has a single exon. Bases 1 to 486 code for a protein of 161 amino acids. NCBI's taxonomy places the organism in Eukaryota, Fungi, Ascomycota, Saccharomycetes, Saccharomycetales, Saccharomycetaceae. The record is from RefSeq and is a predicted model, not a curated record.
AUGCUACAAUUCAAGUUUAUAAGGCCAGUGGCCAAGAUUGCACCUAUUUAUAGGCCAUUUAGCAGUUAUCCAUUUAGAAAUUUGGCUACUUCCUCGAGCAUUAGUAGGACGAAAACCAAGGCCCCUAAAGUGGAUACGACUCCACUAAAAUUGUCUAACGAGUUAUAUGCAACAUUCAAGAUUCACAAUCGCCCAUAUUUGGUAACCGAGGGCGACAGAGUUAUUCUUCCAUUCAAAAUGAAACAAGCGGAGGUAGGUGACAUAUUAAACAUGACGGAUGUAAUAACUCUAGGAUCCAGAAACUACAAGCUAGUUGGUCAUCCGAUUAAUACUUCUCUGUAUACUUUGAAAGCAACUGUUGUGGGGAAAACUAAGAGGGCUUUUGAAACUAGGGAGGUAACGAAGAGAAGAAAUAGACGGGUCCGUCAUGCAAAUAGUAAAGGUGAUUUGACAAUUUUAAGAAUAUCAGAACUGAGUAUAAACUGA